Mercenaria mercenaria is the source of this 2971-nucleotide messenger RNA. Its product is annotated as tripartite motif-containing protein 2-like. The record is from RefSeq and is a predicted model, not a curated record. The transcript has 3 exons. Gene Ontology annotation, molecular function: zinc ion binding. The coding region runs from base 160 to 2634 and encodes 824 amino acids. NCBI's taxonomy places the organism in Eukaryota, Metazoa, Mollusca, Bivalvia, Venerida, Veneridae.
AAUAUUUAUACCCGCAGAUCAUAUUCAGAUAUUAAACUGGAUAAAUAAAAUGCUAUCAUAAUCAUAGAAACAGUUCAUUUAGAUUUUCCUUUCCAGGAAUUUCGUGUCAAAAUUAUUUUCGUUUUUAAUUAUACAACGAGAAAAUAGUUGAAAGGCAUUAUGGAUUCCGCCGAAAUCAGUAUGAAGCAGAAAGAUUUGAACAUUUUAGGCCUGUCGGCCUAUGCGGUGGAUGAGGACUUUAUCAAGUGUCCUAUGUGCUUAGAGAGAUACACACGUCCUAAAUUGCUGAAGUGCCUACAUACUCUGUGUGAACAUUGUAUUACAGUACAUAUACAACAUGCAGCUAGGAAUAAACAGGUGACGCAUAAGGAGUUUCCGUGUCCUAAAUGUCACGCUAUGACAAACGUGAUCAAACCCGAGCUGCCCCUGGAUAAAUGGGCCGAGACACUGCCAGCCAACACCAUGAUGGGAGCUCUGCUAGAGUCCAUCUCCCUACAGGUUGAUGACAAGCUAUGCGGCACGUGCGAGGAAGGUGGGGACAGUACGAUAGCCUCGUAUUGGUGCCGCGACUGCGCAGAACCUCUUUGCGACAACUGCCUCAAAUAUCACCGUCUGAUGAAGAUCAGCAGACGGCAUAAAAUCGAGGAAAUGGACAUCAUCAAACGUCACCCGAAGCGUAUUCUGUCUGUACCUCAGCCAUGUCCAGAUCAUGUUGGCAAGGACAUAGAGCUUUUCUGUGCCGACCAUAACACUCUCUGUUGCGUGAUGUGUGUCGCCACAGAGCACCGCAGAUGCGACAAGGUGGCCUCCAUCGACAAGCUGGCCAAACAGUUAGAAGAAGGCGCCGUUACUGAGGAACUCGUUGAUAAGCUUAACUCGUAUCUUGACCAUCUGAAAACCAUGAAGACGGAUCGGGAAUGGAAUAAAGAAAAGUUGAUUGGCAAGAAAGAAGAAAUAAUGGAACAGAUCGCAAAUUACAAGGAGAAUGUGAAUAUUCUGCUUGAGAAGCUAGAAUCUACUCUAAGUCAGCAGUUUGAAAGAGUGCAUGCGAAGGAGACAGACCGGCUUAACACCGAAAUAGACUGGUGCACUGCCACACAGAGCGCAGUCGAGAAUGCCAAAACCGUGUUACUCGUUACGAACAGACACUGCUCCAAUGCGCAGGUAUUCAUAACUGUUCAGCAGUGCAUAGAGAGGUCGAUUAGAUAUGAAGACGAAAUAGCCAAAGAGCAGAACGAGAAAUUUGAACUGCUGGACUACAGUUUCGAGAUCGAUUCAGCGUUUGAAGCGUUCUUACAGUCUUUAAUCUCCGUGGAAACGUUUGGUAACGUUCACACACAUCGUCGCCGUGCCUUCAUUCCAUCAUCUCCAGGUCUGAAGCUACUCAGGGACAGAACAGCGGAACCGGAAAUUGAAUUUGACGCGAAGACACCGUCUGAUACACGAAACUGCUGCUUGUCGUCUGUUCUAUUCCUGUCAGACAAACGAAUUCUUCUUGCCGACCAGAACAACCAGAAAAUAAAGUUAUUUAAGGAUAACGGGUCCUUAGUUUACGAGCAAGCGUUUACCACAUGGCCUCGUGAUUUCACAGAGCUCGGAAACAACAAAGUCGCAGUGACAUUGCCGAAGGAGAGAAAGAUCGAGAUCUUUUAUCUUGGUGAAAAGCUGAAGAAUCUCGAGACUAUCCGAAUGGUGGAUGAAUGCUGGGGUAUCACUUACAGCAACAAUACUGUUAUCGUUGGGUGUAUCGGGCCUGACAAGGGGAACAUCAAACUUCUCACACUAGACGGCGUUGAGAUCGACACCAUAGAAGAUGAUCCAAGUGGCAGACGGCUUUUCAUCAAAACAAAUUACGUCACCACAAACAUCAAUGGCAAAGAAGUUUACAUUACUGACAGGACAAAGGACACCGUGGUGGCACUCGCUUUAAAGAGGAACUUUAACAAACAACAGGUAUCGGAGGAUCAAGGUCCAAAAAGACUACUUCCAGUGAAGCCAAGACAUCGGUCUAGUACAGUACUUGGGCAUGGUAGGGAUCAGAAUACUAACUUUCAGGCUGAGAGACGUGCGCGAAGCGAGAUGGCCAGAAACGCCCACAUGGUUGGAGAUUACAGCCAGGUUCGAGAAAAUAAAGUAAAAGAAUCUGCUAACUCACCGCUUACGGUCCUAGAUGAGGCUUUUGACGAGAAACUUGAAGAAUCGUACGAUGCACGUUCAAAAGGAAGUCCACAACGUGACCUUAAAAAUCUAUCCGGGGCCUCCUUGAAGACCGAUGAUUUAGAUGCUGUUGCCACGAGACAGUCUCCUAUAGAACGUGAAGACACGAGAUCUACAAUCAGUCAGAUAAACGAACACGAAGAAAAGGUCGAUUACGAUGUUCUUUAUUCUUACUCAAACGAUAUCCUCAAAUCUGCGGGUGGUAUCGGGGUGGACCACCAAGGGAACAUCUACGUUACCGGCUACAGGUCCUCUAACGUUCACCAGAUUUCUCCAGGCGGCUCUCUAAUCAAGAUUCUUCUGCACAAUCUGUCCCAACCAUUGGCUAUCUGCACGGAGCCGUUCGGCGACAGAUUCGCAGUCACCGAAACCACGUCACAUAAGCAAAAUUUGGUACAGAUAUUUAGAUUGGUAUAAUUGUUUGUCGGUCAUUUAAUAGAUGAAGAGGUUGAAAUUCUUGAAUAUAUUUCAUAGCCAAAAUACUUCUAAAUGGCAUUGUGAUUAACGGGUCAUGUCACAAAAGAUACACGUUGACACAAGAAGAGUCUUUUAAACUGUACGUUAUGUGCAACAGUUACUGUGAACAGAUGACUGUGAAAUGUUAUAUAUUUCUGAUAGUGUUUGGUUGAUCCGGUGAUGACUUUGUGUAUGUGCUUUUUUAAAAUGUUACUUGUUAACAUUGGGAGCGGGAACUUAUUAUUCCAUUUAGUUUGAUCUUGUAAAUAUUUACUCUUUACCUUGGUCUAAAGAUAGU